Daphnia pulex (common water flea) is the source of this 931-nucleotide messenger RNA. RefSeq names its product trypsin-1-like. Gene Ontology annotation, biological process: proteolysis. The record is from RefSeq and is a predicted model, not a curated record. Lineage: Eukaryota; Metazoa; Arthropoda; Branchiopoda; Diplostraca; Daphniidae. The transcript has 6 exons. Gene Ontology annotation, molecular function: serine-type endopeptidase activity. The coding region runs from base 107 to 880 and encodes 257 amino acids.
UUGAAUUUCACAUCCUAACGGGUCUAAGACAAAUCUCUGUGAUGUCGGGAACUCAACAAAAGCUCGUCUGCAAUUGUUGGCCAGUCAAAGAGAAGCAAGUAUCGCAAUGAAGCUCACAGCACUAUUGACCGCUCUCGCCUUCGUCGCCCUAACCUCAGGGGCACCAAGUGAAGAUCGCAUUUACGGUGGUGCUACAACAACAACCGCCAUACCUUAUUUGGUUUCGAUAGUAGUGAAUGAACAGCACAUCUGCGGCGGAUGGAUUUACAAUAAUGACUGGAUUGUCACAACUGCCGCUUGCGUUGCCGAUUACGAACCCAGUCAGUUGAGUGUCAUCGCUGCUCAGGUAUCCUUGCUUCAGCCGGACACAGACGAAGUUUCGGUUAAUGUUUUCAAGAUUUUCCGCUACAGCACCUACGACCCUUUAACUAAGUCGGACGAUAUCGCUAUGCUGCAGCUCGCUACACCUCUGACUUUUGGUGCUAACGUCAAUUUUGUUCGUUACGAAGAAGCAGUUGAAGAUGGCACCACUGACGCCGUUUUUGCAGGAUGGGGUGGCACCUUAGAAGGCAAUCUACCAUCUACAAAACUGCGCACCAUGACCGUGACUUUUCCUGGUGACUGCUCAACUUAUGCGGCUGAUGAAUACAAGCAAAAUUACAUGCUGUGCGCUGGCACCGACACUGACACUGCCUCUCCUUGUGAAUACGACGAAGGAUCCCCAUUGGUUCAAACUAUCGAUGGUGUAGAAUAUGCUGUGGGUAUCAUGUCAAAGAAUCUGGGUUGCGGACUUGCCCCCGUGCCAUCAACGAUCUACACCCGCCUUUCCGCUUACUACGCCUGGUUCAACACGAUCGCUGGACUCCAACCCCCACUUUAAACAAAAAACAGAUUUUCAGUUAGCAUUUUUUUUUUUAAUAAUUGGAAAAAU